This is a messenger RNA of Pundamilia nyererei, 813 nucleotides long. It is a transcript of the gene uts2r4, whose product is annotated as urotensin-2 receptor 4. The transcript is spliced from 2 exons. The record is from RefSeq and is a predicted model, not a curated record. Gene Ontology annotation, biological process: neuropeptide signaling pathway; regulation of blood pressure; blood vessel diameter maintenance. Gene Ontology annotation, molecular function: urotensin II receptor activity. Gene Ontology annotation, cellular component: plasma membrane. Bases 1 to 813 code for a protein of 270 amino acids. NCBI's taxonomy places the organism in Eukaryota, Metazoa, Chordata, Actinopteri, Cichliformes, Cichlidae.
AUGAACUGCACUUUUAAUGCCACCUUAACUCCCCAGCUGGGUCUUGGAUUGAGCCCAGGGACAGGAGCUGACGAGUCCCAAGGGAGUGGUACUGGUGCUGGAGGUAGUGGUGGCUUGUGGGUGACAUUCCUGCUUGGUACUACACUGAUUAUCAUGUGUGUCGUGGGCAUGUCCGGCAACACAUACACACUUAUUGUUACACGCUCAGCUGCUUUGCGACGCACAGGUUCUAUGUACGUUUACAUCAUUAAUUUAGCUCUGGCUGACCUGCUGUACCUCUGCACCAUCCCUUUUGUAGUCUGCACCUACUUUGCCCACGACUGGCUGUUUGGUGAGGCCGGAUGUCGCAUCCUGCUGAGUCUCGACCUCCUCACCAUGCAUGCCAGUGUCUUCAUUUUGGGUGUUAUGAGCUUGGAACGGUAUCGUGCUGUGGCUAAACCCUUCAGUGCACACAAGACCUCGUCCCGCAACCGACGGCUAGUGUCAGGAAUUAUUUGGGGGUUAUCUUUUCUGCUAACGCUUCCCAUGAUGGUGAUGAUCCGACUCAGGGAGGGCAAACCCACUGUGGCUGGUUCAGUCAAGAGAAUCUGCUAUCCAACCUGGACCCCUGAGGCCUUCAAGGCUUAUAUCAUUGCCCUGUUUUUCACCAGUGUUUUAGUCCCUGGAUUGGUAAUUGUUGGACUGUAUGCAGGGCUAGCUAGGCGCUACUGGGUAGCGCAGGCUAACUUAGGGGGUAGCAGCCACUCUGCCAGAAGGACACGACUCAAACAAAAAGUCGUAUCAAUGAUCUUUAGCAUUGUGAUAGACAUCUAG